GGCACCUGAUUGGCUAAAACAUUCCUACCAUUUCCGCCGCCUGCAACAAGCAUUCCCCCCUUUUUUCGGUGUUCUGUCCUGCUAUGGCACGCUAUUCCCAGGCUAAGAACGGUCUCAAAAGUGGCUUAUAAUUCAGUUUUACCCGUGAACCCAGAGAUUGGGAAUGAGAACGGUCCACCAUGUCUGAAUUGUUUAUGGAAUGUGUGGAGGAAGAGUUGGAGCCAUGGCAGAAACAAGUCCCUCAAGUUAAUUUGAUAGAGGAUGAUGAUGAUGACGAUGAGCCCAUCUUCGUUGGUGUAAUAUCUAAUAAUCAGAAGGACAGUAAACCCAACUCUGCACCACUUCAGAAGAGAAGCACAGCAAAGCCUGAAGUUAAAUGUCUACCUGCUGUGGGACCCUCGCCAAUUGUGCUGCCUCUGAGUGUGCCUGUGACAGCAGUCAAUAGCACGCCGCUCAGCCUGACAACAGUGACCCCACAGCCUGUCAUAGUUAAUAACCAGGGCUUUAUUGUCACAUCUCCACAGUUGGCAAAGAACAAUGAAUUUAUUGCCACUCUGGGGGCUCAGUACCCCCCCGGGACCUCCUUUACUAUUGUACCAGCGGGCCAGCAGCAGAUUUUUCAGCAGAUCUCUGCAGGCACACCCAUCGCCAGUGUUAUCCACAGACCUCAGGUGCAGCAAAUCAGGAACAACAUCGUGACGUUGGCUAAUGUCCAGAACCCUGCUGUGUAUACAUCCCAGACCAAUCAGCCGAUCUCCAAACUCCCCAACUCUGUUCAGACUGCCGUUGUGGCUGUGAGAGACAACUGCAAUAAUAAAGAUCAAACUUCAUUAAAGCGAGGGUUGACAUCACUGGAAGUUGACAAUAUGGCAAAAAAGGUCAAGUUAGACUCAUCACCUGCAAAAGUGAUGGUCAGAAUGGAAAAUGGUAUUUUAAAGAGAAAAUGCUCUAAAUGUCUUGAAGAUCUUUCAGAAGAGGCCCAAAAGUAUCAUUUGCAGCAAUGCAGGGGAAAUGUGGGAAAUGCAGCGGCGUCGACCACGAGCACCGGAGGAAACAAACUUAUCAUGCUUGUGGCAGACUUCUACUACGGAAACUUUGAGGGGGAUUUGCAGAAGAGGGAUGCCCAGAAGACCAACAACACUUUCAAGUGCCAAAGCUGCUUAAAAGUUCUCAAAAACAAUAUCAGGUUCAUGAACCACAUGAAACACCACCUGGAGCUGGAGAAGCAGAACAGCGAGAGCUGGGAAAGCCACACCACCUGUCACCACUGCUAUCGGCAGUACAUGACUCCAUUUCAGCUGCAGUGCCACAUAGAGAGCGCUCAUAGUCCUAUCGAAUCAUCAACCAACUGCAAGAUAUGCGAGUUAGCGUUUGAGUCUGAGCAGGUCCUCCUGGAACAUAUGAAGGCAAACCACAAGCCAGGGGAAAUGCCUUAUGUCUGCCAGGUUUGCAAUUACAGGUCCUCGUUCUUUUCCGACCUGGAGGCACAUUUCCGGAGCGUCCAUGAAAACACAAAGGACCUCCUCUGUCCCUUCUGUCUCAAAGUUCUCCGGACCAGUCACAUUUUCAUGCAACAUUACAUGAAACAUCAGAGAAAAGGGAUCUAUCGCUGUGGAAAAUGCAGACUGAACUUCCUUACCUACAAGGAAAAAGUGGACCACAGGACUCAUGUCCACAAAACCUUCAGGAAACCUAAAGCGCUUGAAGGGCUUCCCCCUGGGACAAAGGUGACCAUUCGAGCCUCCCUGACAGGAAAAGAAAGCACGCCUGUGAUCCCAGCCUCCCCUAAACGCUCUGUUACUCCAGAAUGUCGAAGUUCCUCUCCGUUCACAUGUGAGCCUUCAAAUAGUCUAACCAAGUUCAGACUAAACGACUCUGCAGCACAAAAAGCAAAAAUGAAUCAAAACAAGAAGAGACAGGAGCAGAACAAAAAGCAAGAGCGACGGAGCUUCAGACACAACCUGGAACUCAAACAUCUGAGUGUCAAGACGGGACGCUACAUAUGCAUUGAGUGCAACUCUGUAGUAGACGACUUCUUCGUGCAUUUCCCAUUGCUUUCCAAUUGCGGUGCCUGCAAGUACCGAACAAGCUGCAAAAGCUCCAUUGAGAAUCACAUGAUUAAAUAUCAUAGCACCUUCAGGAAACGCAGAGUUUUGAAAAGAAAUCAAAAAACCAACGUAUCUUCGUUAAAGCUUCCACUCGUCUGCCUCACCUGUGACCUACUUGUUGACAGUGACUUGAUGACCAAACAUUUAGUCAAGCAACCUAAUCACGUUUGCAAAGUUAUUAAAGAGAAAGAUAGCAAAGCUGAAGACAAAGAAUUGAAUCAACAGCAACCACUAGAAGUCCGACAGUCCUUGGCUAUAGCGCCCCAUCCAGGCUCAGAGGAAAUGGACCAGAAUAAAGAAGCUGAAAGUGUAACUAAUGGUACUGAUGACAAGCAACCAGAACUGGAACCAGAGCUGCCAGUAAAUGAUCAGCAAGAAGACCUGGUGGCAGUGAAUCAGACUGAUGGCACAGCUGAAUCGAACAACUCCCAUCAGUUGACUUCAACUGUCUGUACUUCGGAUGGGAAUUUAGACGUUUGUCAGGAGUCUGCGAAUCCCUCCCAAUGUAUCACUGUUCAAGACCAGAUUCCUGUCUUAAAGGGUUCAUCUGAUCAUAUAACUGAGGACAAAACAACAUGAAUCAAAGAGGAUUUGGACAUUUUAAGCUUCAUAGCUUAAAGGCUUUUUUAUUGCUGUGUAUUUGAGUUAGUCGUUUUAAUUGAGGAAAACGAGGCUUUUCCUUACACUACUUUCCUUAUUAACCUAAAACAGUUCUUCAUAUAAUGGUUUCAAUGGUGAUUUUUGUCAUUUUUUUUUAAAAAACAAAAAUGCAAUGGGAACCCAGUCAUGUCUGUCACCAACCCUGUAGUUUAAUUGUGUCACCAGUAAUCAUCUCAUACAUUCUUAACUGAUGUUUACGAUUCUUUGCAGACAAUUUCAGGCAUGUUUUACUUCACUAGUGAUGUAUUUCAUGUGUACCUUUAAAUCAUUAAUACCAACUCACAGGUCGCCAGUGUCCAAGGUUGUUAAGUUUAGAUGCUUUUAAAUGGUGGCAAAAGGCACACGCUUUUCUUGCAUGUUACCUUAUUUCUCAAGGCAACAGGUGUAUCUUAAAACGACAAUAGGGGGAAAAAGUAAAGUCCCUAUUUUAGGAAAUGUUUAAUUAAAUUCAUCAGGUUCAUCGAGUCUUAGUUCUAUGCUUGCACCGACUAAUGGAAACUCUUCAGUUGUGGGGAAAAUAUUUGCAAUUAUGCAUUUAUUGUGACUCAGAAAUGUCAAAUCACCUAACUGCUUUUUAUAAGGCUUGUAGUUUGUGUGUAUUGAGUAGCUUUUAAGUUUGAAAGUGUUUUUUUUUUUAAGUGAUUCCUUAAACAAAAAGUGGUCUUGAAGAGGCGCAUUAGACUGUAUUCAAGAAUAGCAUUUUCUUGCUAUAUAUGUAAAUAAAUAAAUAAAACGAUUGGGUCCUACUUUGAAAUA
Molecule: messenger RNA, 3524 nt
Organism: Oryzias latipes (Japanese medaka)
Lineage: Eukaryota; Metazoa; Chordata; Actinopteri; Beloniformes; Adrianichthyidae
Gene: znf280d
Product: zinc finger protein 280D
Biological process (GO): regulation of DNA-templated transcription
Molecular function (GO): RNA polymerase II cis-regulatory region sequence-specific DNA binding; DNA-binding transcription factor activity, RNA polymerase II-specific
Source: RefSeq, a predicted model, not a curated record